UAAGAAAAACAAAAUAUACAGUAUGUCCAAUUGUUAAAUGUAUUUUUUCUAACUCGGUUAUUUGAUUUGAGUAAAUUGUAGCAAUGUUGAAAAAGUGUAGGCAGCUCUAAAGUAACAUUACUCUGUGUGCUACGGUCUAAUAUCACAAAUGUUAGUAAUUUUGACAUCUGGUGCAUGUCCAACUUAAAAUAUAUUUUUUCAUUACUAACCAUACAGAGCUCAUCUAUGCUGUUCACUGCUGAAUAGCUCCUAAAAUCAGUUUAUUGUUUUUCGCCGAUGGACUUGAGUGAAUAGGAUUACGUUCUUACCUUAAAGUGAUCAGUGAUUGUUUAUUGGAAUAAUUAAGCAAUUUUUUUUUGACAAUUUUUAAUUUUCAUCCUUAGAACUAUACAUUUAUAUAAUAAUUUAAUUACUCUUAUAAAAAUAAAGUAAAAUGAAUCGAACUAAUUAUAAUCAAAGUUAUAAAUUAGUAGUAGUAGGAGGAGGUGGUGUUGGAAAAUCUGCUAUAACAAUUCAAUUCAUACAGGACCCGAUGAAAUACUUGGUGAUUUUCUCUACAAAACAAGGCACAUUAUUUUUUAUCCUCUCUGGUCCUUAUUCCGAAGAUCCCUUGACGAAAGUACUUUUUCGGACAUGUGGAAAAUCAGUUCUAUUAUUCCCAUUUUAAAAUCAGGUAAACCCUUGUUAGUUACCAAUUAUAGACCUAUUUCAAUUCUUCGACACAUUUUUAAAAUUUUCGAGUUCUUAGUUUUAGAUUGUAUUCAGCCUUCGGUUAACUUGAUUUUAGCCAAUGAACAACAUGGUUUUCGCCCAAGCAGAUCUACGGUUACUUGUAACCUCUUUUUCUCCAACUAUUUACAUGGUUCUUUUAAAGAAGGAUUACAAGUUGAUGUCAUCUACACCGACUUUGCUAAGGUGUUUGAUUUGAAAUAUUUUGUAACAGAUUAUGAUCCAACAAUUGAAGACUCUUAUACAAAACAAUGUGUAGUGGAUGAUGUUCCUGCAAAAUUAGAUAUUUUGGACACAGCUGGCCAAGAAGAAUUUAGUGCUAUGAGAGAACAAUAUAUGAGGUCUGGGGAAGGUUUUUUACUUGUAUUUUCAGUUGCAGAUAGAACGAGCUUCAAUGAAAUAGAGAAGUUUCACAGACAAAUUCUUCGAGUGAAAGAUAGAGAUGAAUUUCCCAUGUUAAUGGUCGGAAAUAAAGCAGAUUUAGGAAGCCAAAGAAUGGUUUCUGUACAAGAAGCACAAAAUAUGGCUACGGAACUUAAAAUACCUUACAUUGAAUGUAGUGCAAAAGCAAGCAUAAAUAUAGAUCAAUCUUUUCAUGAACUUGUCCGUAUUGUUAGACGAUUUCAACUUUCUGAAAGACCCCCAAUUAAAGUGCUGCCCCAAAAAAACAUAAAAAAAUGUCUCAUACUCUAGCAGAUAAUAGUAAUUAUUUUUUAUACCCUACCAUGUUCAUAUUUGAAUUUUUCUAUACUAAGAACUUAAAUGAUUGUGUUCCAAGUAUUGUCAAUAUUGACCAUUUACAUUAUUAACAUCAUUAGGCAGUAUUAAACUUAAAAAUCUAGUCUCAUAUAAACAAUAAUUUGACAAGUUUUUGCACAUAGUUAACUUAAAACUAACAUUUAUUUUAAGCAUAACAUUUAAUUUGGUAAGUAAUUAUAAUAUAGUGAGUCACAAAUCAGGUUGUUAAAAUUGUUAAACUAUUCAUGUAGUUUUUUUUACUUCUAUACUACUCCUAUAUUGUUUAUAAAUUGUUGAUGAAAACAAGAUUUUUUCAUUAAAGAUCUUUAUAUUUUUAUGAAAUCAUUAAAAAAUUUAUUUUGUUAAAAAUUUAUUCACUUUUUAGUAGUUUCCCGCAUUAUUUUAAUUAUGUUCUCAGGUUAUUGGAGUUUAUAUUUUUUAAUUGAUUUAUGUUAUUUUUAAGGAUAUAAUACAAAACUUUAAGUUGUUUACCUGUAAAAAAUAAUUUUGUGCUGUUAAACAUUUAGUGUUUGUUUUUUAUUUGUAUAACAAUGAGUUUUUAUUAACGAAGUACUGAAUUAUAUUUAAAAGCACAACAAAUUAUUUAUAUGUUACCUUAAUUUUUUAUAUUAUAAAAAAGAAAUUAACUCAUGAUUAUAU
Molecule: messenger RNA, 2127 nt
Organism: Daktulosphaira vitifoliae (grape phylloxera)
Lineage: Eukaryota; Metazoa; Arthropoda; Insecta; Hemiptera; Phylloxeridae
Gene: Ras64B
Product: ras-like protein 2
Exons: 5
Coding region: 634-1422 (262 amino acids)
Biological process (GO): signal transduction
Cellular component (GO): plasma membrane
Molecular function (GO): GTPase activity; GTP binding; GDP binding
Source: RefSeq, a predicted model, not a curated record